Molecule: messenger RNA, 831 nt
Organism: Aspergillus niger
Lineage: Eukaryota; Fungi; Ascomycota; Eurotiomycetes; Eurotiales; Aspergillaceae
Exons: 3
Coding region: 1-831 (276 amino acids)
Cellular component (GO): cytoplasm
Molecular function (GO): oxidoreductase activity, acting on the CH-OH group of donors, NAD or NADP as acceptor
Source: RefSeq, a predicted model, not a curated record
AUGGUCUUGGUAGCUCUUAUCACAGGGGGAACUAGUGGCAUCGGCCUCGACGUCGCUCAACAACUCGACGUGACAGGCCUCUGGAAAAUUCACAUCAUCGGUAGCAACUUGAAACGUGGCAAGGAGGCCGCUGCCUCGCUUAAAAAUACCACAUUUCACCAGACUGAUGUGACAAGUUACGAGCAGCAGGGCGCUACGUUUCAUAAGAUCUUCAAUGAGGAAAAGAGAUUGGAUUUUGUCUUUGCGAAUGCCGGAGUCGCAGAAGACACGGUAUUCUUUUCCCGGCAUGAUACUGGAAUUCCGCCACGGCCUGAUAUAGCUGGAUUAACGGAUAUUAACUUGAUCGGUGCGAUUUAUACGAGUUACCUCGCCAUGCACUAUUUUCGCCGAUCGCCGGAGAAGACGGUGGGAAAAAGGAAUUUGGUUAUUAUGUCAAGCAUUGGCGGAUUAUAUCCAUGCAUGCAUACCCCGGUAUACUCAGCGACAAAACAUGCUCUGGUUGGAUUUACGCGCUCAGUGGGUAAACAACUGUGGAACGAGGGUGUGAAAGUGAACGCGAUUUGCCCAGGAGUGGUCCUCACGCCACUGCUAACACCAGAGCUGAAGGCCUACUUUUCAGAGAAUGUCCUGCUCACCAUGAGUGAUGUGACCAAUGUGAUAUUAAAGCUGAUCUCGGAGGAAGAAGUGACUGAUUCAAAGGGGACAUUUGUGCCAGGUGAUCAGCUUCAUUCGCAAGCAAUCCUAGUGUCGGGUGAGAAAUAUUACUGUGUUGAUAUGCCGGAAUAUUUUGAUGAGGAGACACAAUUAACCCAUAAGCAUAUGAUGGGUUGA